CACGUGCGGGAGGAAGUGGCGUUGUCUGUCCGCGCGGCGCUCGUAGACCCUUGAACGUGGAGCAAUGGGAGGCCUGGAGAAGAAGAAGUAUGAACGAGGCUCCGCCACCAACUACAUCACCCGAAACAAAGCCCGGAAGAAGCUGCAGCUGAGCCUGGCUGACUUCAGGCGGCUGUGCAUCUUGAAGGGCAUUUAUCCCCAUGAGCCCAAACAUAAGAAGAAGGUUAAUAAGGGCUCCACAGCGGCCCGAACUUUUUACCUUCUUAAAGACAUCAAGUUCCUCCUCCAUGAACCCAUCGUCAACAAGUUUCGCGAAUACAAGGUGUUUGUCCGGAAGCUCCGGAAGGCCUAUGGGAAGAGUGAGUGGAACACUGUGGAGCGUCUGAAGGACAACAAGCCCAACUACAAACUUGACCACAUUGUUAAGGAGCGGUACCCCACAUUCAUAGAUGCUCUGCGGGACCUGGAUGAUGCCCUCUCCAUGUGUUUCCUCUUCUCCACCUUCCCACGGACUGGCAAGUGCCACGUGCAGACCAUUCAGCUGUGCCGCCGGCUCACUGUGGAGUUCCUACACUAUGUCAUUGCUGCCCGCGCCCUUCGAAAGGUCUUCCUGUCCAUCAAAGGCAUUUACUACCAGGCCGAGGUACUGGGGCAGCCCAUUGUGUGGAUCACACCCUAUGCCUUCUCCCAUGACCACCCGACAGACGUUGACUACAGGGUCAUGGCCACCUUCACUGAGUUCUACACCACACUGCUGGGCUUCGUCAACUUCCGCCUCUACCAGUCGCUCAACCUGCACUACCCGCCCAAGCUGGAGGGGCAGGCCUACACAGAGGCGAAGACCAGUGAGGACACCUAUGCGUUGGACUCCGAGAGCUCUAUGGAGAAACUGGCAGCCCUGGGUAACAGUCUGGCCCGCGUGGUGGUGCCUGCGGAGGAGGAGGCUGAAGUGGAUGAGUUUCCUGCUGAUGGGGAGAUGACAGCGCAGGAGGAGGACCGAAGGAAGGAGCUGGAGGCACAGGAAAAGCACAAGAAACUCUUUGAGGGCCUGAAGUUCUUCUUGAACCGUGAGGUGCCCCGCGAGGCCCUGGCUUUCGUCAUCAGGAGCUUCGGGGGGGAUGUGUCCUGGGACCAGUCUCUCUGCAUUGGGGCCACAUAUGACGUCACAGACUCCUGCAUCACCCACCAGAUUGUUGACCGGCCUGGGCAGCAGACACCUGUUAUCGGCAGGUAUUACGUGCAGCCCCAGUGGGUGUUUGACUGUGUGAACGCGCGGCUCCUCCUCCCCGUGGCAGACUACUUCCCUGGAGUGCAGCUGCCGCCACACCUCUCACCCUUUGUGUCGGAGAAGGAGGGAGAUUACGUCCCUCCCGAGAAGCUGAAGCUGCUGGCCCUGCAGCGGGGGGAGCACCCAGAAAAUAUGGAUGAAUCUGAAGAGGAGGAUGAGGAGGAAGACAAUGAUGGUGAUGGUGAUGAAGGGGGAGAAAAUGAAGAGGAGGAGGAAGAAGAUGCAGAGGCUGGUUCAGAAAAGGAAGAAGAGGCCCGGCUGACAGCCCUGGAGGAGCAGAGGCUGGAGGGGAAGAAACCCAGAGUGAUGGAAGGCACUGUGAAGCUGGAGGACAAGGAGAGGCUGGCGCAGGAGGAGGAGAAUGAAGCCAAGCGCCUGGCCAUCAUGAUGAUGAAGAAGCGGGAGAAGUACCUUUAUAACAAGAUCAUGUUCGGCAAGAGGCGCAAAAUCCGAGAGGCCAACAAACUGGCAGAGAAGCGGAAGGCCCACGAUGAGGCUGUGAGGUCUCAGAAGAAGGCCAAGAAGGCCAGGCCAGUGUGAGUGGCGGCAGCCUCUGGAUGGGUGUGGCCUGCUCCCAGCAGCUGGACUUGGCACAGGCAGGCCGGAGGACCCAGGCUUGGUGGCAGACCAGAGUCUCUUCUGUUUUCAUCCUCUUCCUCCCCCUGCCGGCCCUGGCUUCCUCUCACGCUCUCUGGCUGGAGCCCCAGCCUCGGUUGGAUGGAGCUCCCUGCUGGUGACUGGGCAGAGGAGAGGCCUCUGUGCCCAGCCCAGCCUGAUGCUCAGGAGUCAGUGGCAUGGUUGGGGGUGUUGUAGGGGCCUGAGCAGCCUCUCAGGGGCUGCUUCCAUUUUUCCUGGCUUCCUGCAGUGCUCGCCUCCCCUGAGGGAUUGGACCUGUGAUUCUCCUGCUGCUGUGGUGGGGUGAGGGUGGGGAAGCAUUUGUUACCAAACAGCUAGAGUUUUAGAACCAGUUGAAUUCUGUGUUCAUGAGCCUUCGUGGGGUUGGAGAAGGGCCACCUAGUGAGUGGAGUCUGCGCUUGGUUCACAUUCCAGCCCAGGUAUUUUUCCUCUGUGAACAUUGCUUCCUCCUG
Molecule: messenger RNA, 2376 nt
Organism: Enhydra lutris kenyoni (northern sea otter)
Lineage: Eukaryota; Metazoa; Chordata; Mammalia; Carnivora; Mustelidae
Product: pescadillo ribosomal biogenesis factor 1
Exons: 15
Coding region: 65-1828 (587 amino acids)
Biological process (GO): ribosome biogenesis; maturation of LSU-rRNA from tricistronic rRNA transcript (SSU-rRNA, 5.8S rRNA, LSU-rRNA)
Cellular component (GO): PeBoW complex; nucleolus
Molecular function (GO): RNA binding
Source: RefSeq, a predicted model, not a curated record